AGUUUAAAGAGUUAAAACCAUCAAGUACUGUAUUACUAGAAAGGAUGGGAAGAGAAGAGAAGAACAGAGGAACUUCCUCUUCCGGAUGAUUCAUGGGAGGAAGGUGGUGUGUAGAGCAGCUUUCCUGCUCUUCCCAGGAUCGAAGCAGCAGCUGGUAGUUGAGUUGAGGGCAGCAGGUGGGAGGAGAAUCCGGGAGCAAGUCGGGCUGUUCGGUUCCCUCCACGGCCUGGAAGCAGAGAAGCAACUGGACUGAAGCGUGUCAGCUGCUGCUGCAGGUUCCUUUCCUCCCCAAAUUUAAGGCCAUUGGUGGCUGCAGUUUUCCUUCUGACAAAGAAUAUGGCAAUAAGAACACUCAGGACAACUGGAAAUAACAAGCAUCAUUGAAAAAGAAAAUGAAUCAAGCCAGAAAUCAAAAUAUUUUCCAUUUCCUUCAGAAAACCACACAAUUCUCUUCCUCCUCCUCCUCUGGAAGUUGUUAGACAAAAGACAAAAUUAAAAAAGAUUUCAAGCCAGAAUAAGCAGAUUAUGCACAAUUCAAGGAUACAUUACAUGAAAAGUCAAGGGAGGUUAUUUUUCAUUCAGCAUAUCUGGAAGUCAGUUGGAGGAAAAGGUCAAUAGUAAAAGCCAUGUGGAUCAGACAUUAAUAUAGGCCUCUCCCUGUGAGGAAGAAAAUGGCUUGAAUGAAAACACCACUAAACAAGGCAUUGUCACAAUUCCAGUCUGGUGAUACAACAGUGGAUUGACUCCAGGGAGAAACUGUAUGAGUGUCAUGAUAGUGGGAAAAGCUUCAUUAGAAAUUAUGAGACACCAGAGAACUCACACAGAAGAGAAACCCUUUCAAUGUUCCUGAUUAUGGGAAAGUCAAAAUUCCAGUCUUGUGAUAUACCAGAAGACUCUCAUAGGAGAGAAAUGUUUUGAAUAUCCUGAUUGUUGCAAAACUUUCAGGUGUAAUUCCAACUUAGUGAUAUAUCAAAGGAAUCAAAAGGAGAAAACCCUUUCAAUGUCCUGACUGGGAGAAGUUCCAGUCAUAAUUCCAGCUUUAUAAUACAUCAGAGGAUUUAUUGCAGGACAAACCCUAUGAGUGUCAAGAUUGUGGGAAAGGUUUCAUUACAAAUUCCCACAUCUUGAGACACAAAAGUAUACACAUAGGAGGGAAACCCUUUGAAUGUCUUAUCUGUGCGGAAAGUUUCAAUCAGAAUUCCAACAUGAUACAGCAGAGGACUCAUACAGGAGACAAACUCUUUGAAUGUCCUGACUGUGGGAAAACUUUUAGUGAGUAUUCCAGCCUAGUGAAACACCAGAGGAAUCACACAGGAGAGAAACCCUUUGAAUGUCCUAUUUGUGGGAAAAGUUUUAGUCGGAAUUCCCACCUGGUAAUACACCAAAGGACUCACACAGGAGAGAAGCCUUUUAAAUGUCUUAUCUGUGGGAAAGGUUUUAGUGAAAAUUCCAACCUGGUAAUACACCAGAGGACUCACACAGGAGAGAAACCCUUUGAAUGUCCUAAUUGUGGGAAAAGUUUCAGACAGAAUUCCAACUUGGUAAUACACCAGAGGACUCAUACAGGAGAGAAACCCUUUGAAUGUCCUAUUUGUGGGGAAAGUUUUAGUCGCAAUUCCACACUGGUAAUACACCAGAGGACACACACAGGAGAGAAACCCUUUGAAUGUCCUAUUUGUGGAAAAAGUUUUAAUCGUAAUUCCCACCUGGUAAUACACCAGUGGACUCACACAGGAGAGAAACCCUUUGAAUGUCCUGAUUGUGGGAAAUGUUUCAUUACAAAUUCCAGCUUCAUGAGACACCAGAGGACUCACACAGGAGAGAAACCCUACAAGUGUCCUUACUGUGAGAAAAGUUUCAGUGAGAAUUCCAGCCUGGUGAUACACCAGAGGACUCAUACAGGAGAGAAACCCUUUCAAUGUCCUAUCUGUGGGAAAAGUUUUAGUGAUAAUUCCAGCCUGGUGAAACACCAGAAGACUCACACAGGAGAGAAAUCCUUUGAAUGUCCUGAUUGUGGGAAAUGUUUCAUUACAAAUUCCAGCCUCAAGAGACACCAGAGGACUCACACAGGAGAGAAACCAUUUGAAUGUCCUGACUUUGGGAAAAGUUUUAGUCGCAAUUUCAGCCUCAUGAGGCACCAGAGGACACAUACAGGAGAGAAACCCUUUGAAUGCCCUAACUGUGAGAAAAGUUUUAGCGAUAAUUCCAGCCUGGUGAAACACUAGUUGACUCACACAGAAGAGAAACCCUUUGAAUGUCCUAUUUGUGGAAAGAGUUUCAGUCAGAAUUCCAACUUGGUGAACCACUAGAGGACUCACACAGGCAAGAAACUCUUUGAAUGUCUUCAUUGUGGGAAAAGUUUCAGUUACCUUUCUAAUCUUGUGAUAUACUGGAGAACUCACCGAGGAGAGAAACCCUGUGAAUGUCCUGACUGUAGGAAAAGUUUCAGUCAGAAUUCCUACCUUGUGAUAGAUCAGAGUAUUCGGCCAUGGAGAAAUCUUUGAACUGUCCAGAUUGCAAGCAGAAAUCAUCCCUUAUUGCACACAAAUAAAUAUUGCACACAAAUAUGAGGAAAUGUAAUUGAAUUUAAAGAGUGCUUGAAUUUCAUUUGUGAUCGCCCAUUGAAUGUGUAGACAAAGAAUAUGGCAAUAAGAGCACUCAGGACAACUGCAAAUAACAAGCAACAUUGAAAAGAAAAAUGAAUCAAGCCAGAAAUCAAAAUAAUUUCCAUUUCCUUCAGAAAACCACACAAUUCUCCUCCUCUUCCAGAAGUUGUUAGAAAAAAGACAGAAAAUUAAAAAAGAUUUCAAGCCAGAAUAAGCAGAUUAUACACAACUCAAGGAUACAUUACAUGAAAAGUCAAGGGAAAUUAUUUUUCAUUCAGCA
Molecule: messenger RNA, 2886 nt
Organism: Pseudonaja textilis
Lineage: Eukaryota; Metazoa; Chordata; Lepidosauria; Squamata; Elapidae
Source: RefSeq, a predicted model, not a curated record